CUGCUUGGUUGUUUAACUGGUCCAGGAGGAUGGUGGAGUAACAAGCAUCACCAGCUGUCCCGUCUCACAUACUUCACUUACGUAGACAGAAAACAGAACAAAGAGAGAGACGAAAAACAAGACAAAGGCGCGGUACGCCAUCGAGAGAGGGGCGACGGCGUUGCUGGUGGACAUCGAUGACCUGGUCAGUGCUCAGGAGGAGCUCUUCGCUGAAGACGCCGCCAGGGAUGUGCUCAAGAGACCCCUUGUGGUGCUCCUACCGACUCAGGCCCGUAAACUCUACAGUUUUAUCAUGAGGCCGAUGACCUCCUACGCUCGCAUCGAGAUCCCCCCGGCGCGGGACCACUUCGACUUGGGCAUCUUCCUGACGUGCUUCCUGCUCAUCUGUCUGGUGUGCCUGGUCAUCGUGGUCAAGAUGAGGUGGAGGAGGAACAACAAACAGAACACACUGGCACAACAAGCCAAGCGAGCGCUCUCACGGAUGGAAUGUAGAAGAUACAAGGACAAGAAGAAAGACGAGAAACACAAGAUUAAAGUCAAACUUAAGAAGAAGAAGACAGUAGUGAAGCUUACUAGGAGUGAAGGAGGAGGAGGAGGAGGAGGUGGUAGUGGAGGAGGAACUGGUGGAGGAGGAGGAGGAGGAGGAGGCGGCGGCGGCGGCGGCGGCGGCAGCGGCGGCGGUGGGGGUGGCGGUGGAAGCGGCGAAGAAGAGAGUGGUAAAGGAGGAGAGGAAGAAGAAACAGAGGAGGAUGAGGAAGAAGGCAGUCAUGAGAUAUCAGUUCUGUCUGAAGGUCCUGAGGUGUGUGUGGUGUGUCUAGAGGAAUACCGACCUCAUCAAGAACUAAGAGUUCUGCCCUGUAAACACGAGUUCCACCGCGCCUGUGUUGACCCAUGGCUCCUCCAGCACCGCACUUGUCCUCUCUGUAACUACAACAUUAUCGAAGGUUGCUACGAGAGUCCUCCAGUUACCUGUACCUCAGGUCCAUCACUGACCCACGCCACCCACCUCUACACCACGCCCACGCACGCGCAGUACGUGUUGGCACCUUCUAGCCCCGCCCACGCCUGCGGCCACCCGGGAUGUACGGUACACGCCGGGCUAGGAGCUACUAUCCACGGCUAUACUGGCCUUGGGUACACCCCUCUUCCUCCAGGGUACAUUAGCCCCCCACCGGGCUAUACUAGUCCUAAUAUCGGGUACGCCAGUCCCGACCCCGGGUAUACGGGUAUGGUGAGUGGGUAUACCAGCCCCACUGUUGGGUACACUAGUCCCGCAGGGGGUUACAAUACCCCCACCAGCGGGUAUAUGAGUCCCAGUGCUCGUUAUCAUUCAUUGCGAGGUGGGCAUACUAGCCCUCACAGUGGGUGUCUGGGCACCAUAGGCGGGUAUUGCGGGUCGGUGAGCGGGUACGGUGGCUCCGUUGGAGGGUAUGGCGUGGGGCCAGUUUGCGGGUAUGGCCCAGGUGGUGCGGGAAGCGGGUGCGGGUUGGGGUGUGUAGGGGCGUGUCUUCACGAUGGUUGCCUCAUGUAUCCACCCACAGCAGCCCCACACAACCAGCGAUGUGAGCACACCCACACUACCGCCCACAAACACCCACAAGGAUCCAGCAGCGAGGAGGCGGAAUACCAGAUUGUGGUGAGUAUACCUUUAUUGUAUGUAUCCCUUCAUCCUUAUCCAUAGCUUUAUCGUAUCUCC
This is a messenger RNA of Cherax quadricarinatus, 1696 nucleotides long. RefSeq names its product E3 ubiquitin-protein ligase ZNRF3. Lineage: Eukaryota; Metazoa; Arthropoda; Malacostraca; Decapoda; Parastacidae. Gene Ontology annotation, biological process: ubiquitin-dependent protein catabolic process. Gene Ontology annotation, molecular function: ubiquitin protein ligase activity. The record is from RefSeq and is a predicted model, not a curated record.